Molecule: messenger RNA, 1369 nt
Organism: Strigops habroptila (Kakapo)
Lineage: Eukaryota; Metazoa; Chordata; Aves; Psittaciformes; Psittacidae
Gene: LRRC10B
Product: leucine rich repeat containing 10B
Exons: 1
Coding region: 1-867 (288 amino acids)
Molecular function (GO): protein binding
Source: RefSeq, a predicted model, not a curated record
AUGGGCAGCGGCGGCUCUGCGGGGCGCGGGGCGCGGGCGGCGGUGGCCGAGGGCCCGGACGGGGCCGAGCAGCGGCUGCCGGUGCGGGGCGGGCGGGUCCCGGCCGCGCUCUGGGCACAGCGCGGGCUGCGGAAGCUCUACCUGAGCGGUGCGGGGCUGCGGGACGUGCCGGCCGAGCUGGCGGCGCUCCGGCACCUCCGCACCUUGGCUCUGGACGGCAACGAGCUGAUGGAGGUGCCCGAGGCUCUGUGCCGCUUACCCCGCUUAGCGUAUCUCUACCUGGGCCGCAACGGGCUGCAGGGGCUGCCGCCCGCCUUCGCCAGCCUGCAGAGCCUGCGCUGCCUCUGGCUGGAGGGCAACUUCCUCGCCCACUUCCCCCGCGCCCUCCUGCGCCUGCCCGAGCUCCGCAGCCUGCAGCUGGGGGACAACCGGCUGGCCCGGCUGCCCGCCGCGCUGCCCCGCAUGGCCGAGCUGCGCGGGCUCUGGCUCUACGGGAACCGCUUCGAGGAGUUCCCCCCGGUGCUGCUGCGCAUGGGUCAGCUCCGCGUUCUCGACUUGGAUCGUAACCGCAUCGCCCGCUUCCCCGACCUGGCCGGCCUCGCCGCCCUGCGCCUCUUCUCCUACGACCACAACCCCGUCCAUCAGCCGCCCCGCGUCGGGGAUGCCGUGAGGCUGGUGGGGAACGGGGCGCAGGAGUUUAUGGAAGCGAGGCAGGAGCGCCUGGAGAGCCUCCAGCGCCAAGAAGAGGAGGAGCAGGAGGAAGAAGGCACCGAGGCCCCAGCGGUGGCCCCCGAGGAUGGGUCGCCGCUGCUGGAGGAUGGGGAGGGUGGAUUCGCAGCCCUGCCGGGCUCCCCAGGGGAAACAUGAGCCUCCUUCCUGCAGCCAGACACCCAUAGGGAAGCAUCACAGAGGGAUGGGAAGCCUCGGCCGGGCUCCCAAGGACCAGCAUUUCCCAGCUGGGGCUGGGGAAUAAGGAAGCUCACAGCCUCCAUGUAAAGAAGCAGAGUCCCAGCAUCAGCAUCUCCUGCUUGGGACAGCAAAGAGCUGUCUCAUGGAUCUACACUGGGAUCCACAAACCCACCUUGGAGCGUCCCAUGUAACCACAGGGUGCCUUGGAUGGGGGAAGCAGCCCUCUGCCCUGAUGGGUGACCCCACGGACCCCAGUUGCCUGCUGGGCAGGUCCUGGCGGGCAGCACAGUGCUGCUGAGAGCCAGGCGUCCCCAUGGACAUGGGGAUCUUCUGCAGCCGCCCUGCCACCUCCAUGGGCAUCCUUUGCUCCCAGCUCCCUGGGGCAGGACAGGCAAUGCAACACUGUUUGCAUCCAAUCCAUGUGGAUCCCGUCACCCUGAAGAGCAAGGUUGGACAACAA